AUGGCGGCCAGGGGAAAGAGAAACACUGGCCCGGCUGCAAAAAUGAAAACGGACGUUUUACUUAAAAACAGGACAUUUUUGAUCAAGAACUUGCACAUCGACGAAGUGCUAGAAUUACUCUAUCAGGAGAGGAAAAUCGCCAAAACUGAAUAUGAAAGUAUCAACGAAAAGCGAACUCGAUCAAAAAGGGUGAAAAAGUUAUUAGAUGUCUUGGACACGAAGGAUGACACGGCCUACGACGUGUUCAGAAAGGGACUUGAAGAAGGCGACUGUGACCAGGACUUCAUUAUAAGAAAACUAGAUGAAACUGAGCAAACGACAAUCUCCACAAAAUUAGUGCCCAAACCGAACAAAAACCGGUAUAAAUUGGUAUUAUUAGGUACUGCAGGGGUAGGCAAGACCAACUUGAUGACGGUGUACACUGGAGGGAAGUUCCUAGUGGGGUCCACAGCGACAGUUGGCACGGACUUUGUAUCUAAGAACGUCACUGUGGACACCGGGAACGAGUGUGAAGAGAGCCAAGUGAGUGUUCAGAUAUGGGACACGGCGGGCCAGGAGACUUACUGUGCCAUGUCCAGAAUGGUGUAUCGGGAAGCACAGGGCGUAAUCUUCGUGUACGACAUAUGCAACAGAGAAAGUUUCGAGAAACUGGAUUUCUUCCUCUCGGAAUUUAGGCAGUACAAUAGCCGCUCUGAUAGGGCUGUGAUGAUGUUGGUUGGGAACAAAAGGGACCUGAUUGGGAAACAAGCCUACAAACGUGAGGUGACUCCGGAGGAG
Molecule: messenger RNA, 777 nt
Organism: Lingula anatina
Lineage: Eukaryota; Metazoa; Brachiopoda; Lingulata; Lingulida; Lingulidae
Biological process (GO): regulation of apoptotic process
Molecular function (GO): GTP binding; GTPase activity
Source: RefSeq, a predicted model, not a curated record